Molecule: messenger RNA, 943 nt
Organism: Contarinia nasturtii (swede midge)
Lineage: Eukaryota; Metazoa; Arthropoda; Insecta; Diptera; Cecidomyiidae
Gene: BCAS2
Product: pre-mRNA-splicing factor SPF27
Exons: 4
Coding region: 142-921 (259 amino acids)
Biological process (GO): mRNA processing
Cellular component (GO): Prp19 complex; precatalytic spliceosome; catalytic step 2 spliceosome
Source: RefSeq, a predicted model, not a curated record
CCGAUUUUCAGAAUUAUUGGAUGAAACUUUAUGUAGUUACUGUUCCAUCCUCAUAUGGCGUUGAGAACGAAUGUAGCUGUCACUGAUAUUUGCAUAUUUAUAUAACAUAAACGUUUCGAACUAAAACCAAAUAGCAAAAACAUGUCAACAGAUGUAGUUGUGGAUGCUCUUCCAUAUUUCGAUCAUGGAUAUGAAGAUACCGGCGUACGAGAGACCGCUCUGGCCAUGGUUGAAGAAGAGACACGACGAUACCGACCAACCAAAAAUUACUUGGAACAUCUUCCGCCAAUAAAUACGACUUCAUUUGAAAGCGGAUUAAUGCGAAAUGAAUUCGAACGCAUACAAAACCGUUUGCCCAUGGAACCGCUGAGUAUGAAACGAUAUGAAUUACCACCGCCGCCACCAAGUAAAAUAUCUGAAUUGACAGCAUGGCAAGAUGCUGUUGAAAAUUCAAUGGCACAACUGGAACAUCAAGCAGUACGUGCAAUGAAUUUAGAGUUGUUGCUCGAAUAUGGCUGUGAAACGUGGAAAGUCUAUUUGGAUGUGUUGACAUCAAUGUUGGCCAAAGCACAAAAACAACUAGAAAGCAUCAAGAAGGAAAUUCAAGAUAUCAAUUGGCAACGAAAGGACAAACAAACGGAGGCCGGUGUAAAAUUGCGUACACUCGAAACUCAAUGGGUCAUAUUGGUAUCGAAAAAUUACGAAAUCGAACAGGCAUGUGUUCGACUCGAAGAGGAGAUUGUAAAAUCAAAGCAACAAGAAACAAAUGAAGAAGGCAAUCAACAUUCUUCGAAUGAAGAAUCGAAUGAAAACAACGAGAAUGACAGAGAAUUUGCUGACGAACAACCACCAAUUACAAAUGGAAUUGAAAAUGGUUAUAAACAUACAAACGAUACAAAUGAAAUGGAGACAGACAAUUAAAUAAUCGAUUAAAGAAAAUUAA